This is a messenger RNA of Epithele typhae, 1335 nucleotides long. RefSeq names its product FMN-dependent alpha-hydroxy acid dehydrogenase. The coding region runs from base 1 to 1335 and encodes 444 amino acids. NCBI's taxonomy places the organism in Eukaryota, Fungi, Basidiomycota, Agaricomycetes, Polyporales, Epitheliaceae. The record is from RefSeq and is a predicted model, not a curated record. The transcript has 7 exons. Gene Ontology annotation, molecular function: FMN binding; oxidoreductase activity.
AUGGCUGGGGCGGCAGCGACGAAGGACAUGAAGUCGUACGGCUCCGCGCCCGGAAAGUGGUCCGCAUUCGCACGCGAGUUGCUUGCUACGCGCAAGAGGCCACUUCUGGGUUCCGUGGACCCUUCAAAGUUCGAGGAGAAAGCGAGAGAGAAGCUGAAGGACUAUCCAGACUCAUUCAACUUCGUCUUCGGAUACGCGGGGACGGGCGAGACCUACCGCGCGAACCGAAACGAGUUCGCGCGCUGGCAGAUCGUGCCGCGCAUGCUCCGUGAUGUCACCCACCGCGACCUCAGUACAACACUCUUUGGCGUCACCUAUGCCACACCUUUGCUCAUCGCCCCCAUCGGAUGUCAAACCGUGAUGCAUGCCGAUGCCGAGUGCGCGACAGCGCGUGCCGCGGGUGCGCUCGGGAUUCCCCUCGUCCUCAGCGGCGCUGCCUCGCGUUCGCUCGAGCAGGUCGCGGAAGCCAAUGGCCCUGGUUCCCAUCGAUGGUUCCAGCUCUACUGGCCGCUCAACGAAGACAUUACACUCUCCCUCCUGUCCCGUACGAAACAGUCGGGGUACAGCGCGCUCGUCAUCACCGUCGACACCAUGGCCAUCGGAUGGCGCUACCUCGACCUCGACUCCGGCUACCUCCCCUUCGCGCACGGACUCGGGAUCCAGAUCGCGCUCUCGGAUCCCAAGUUCAUGGAGCUCCACGGUGCCGGUGCUGCACCACACACCGACGAGAGCGAGAUUUUGCCGUUCCCGUACGACCCCGCCGAGAUCGACAAGCUCGUCGCGUCUGGCGACGCGCACAUCAAGGAGAUGAUGCGGCUCGCGGCGGCAUGGGGGAGCGAGGCGGUGAACGGGACGUUCAGGACCUGGCAGGACGUGCGCUUCCUGCGCAAGCACUGGGAGGGGCCGCUGGUGGUGAAGGGGAUCCUGAGUCCCGAGGACGCGGAGAUCGCGAUCGACGAGGGCAUUGACGGCAUCAUUGUCUCGAACCACGGCGGCCGUCAGAUCGACGGCUCGAUCUCCUCCCUCUACGCGCUCGAGCGCAUCAUGCAGUCGCCCAUAGUCAAGUCCGCGCAGGCGUCGAACAAGUUCGCCGUCCUCAUGGACGGCGGCAUCCGCUCCGGCGCAGACAUGCUCCGCGCGAUCGCGCUCGGCGCGCAGGCCGUCUUGCUUGGUCGGACGUACGCGUACGGGCUCGCGAUCGCCGGGCAGGAGGGUGUUGAGGCAGUGAUCAAGACGAUCCUCGCCGAGUUCGAGCUCUCGCUCGGGCUCGCGGGGCACAAGUCUGUCGCGGACAUCUGCGGGAAGGCGGGCGAGGUGACGAUCAAGGUUGGUUAG